Molecule: messenger RNA, 4911 nt
Organism: Oncorhynchus mykiss (rainbow trout)
Lineage: Eukaryota; Metazoa; Chordata; Actinopteri; Salmoniformes; Salmonidae
Product: DDB1- and CUL4-associated factor 8
Cellular component (GO): Cul4-RING E3 ubiquitin ligase complex; cytoplasm
Molecular function (GO): protein binding
Source: RefSeq, a predicted model, not a curated record
GGCUGUAUAAAUACAUUUGAUUUGAUUUGAUCCACCACUCUCAUUGAGCGGAUUUAAUUAAGCUGACUCGGGUUAUACAAGGCUAUGGCCUCAUGUGAAUGGGCAAAGCUGGUGAGGAAGGUUCGCCCUGCACAAAUCUAACAGCAAUCUGUGCCGCUCUGUCAUGUUGUCAACAAGGUAGCAUGAUGCAUCAUUCAGAAAUGUACAACAUCUCUUUUCCAUAAAAUCCUAACCUUUUCCUAACCUCAACCUAAUUAUCCUAUCCUGCAAAGUUAAUCAUCCUAACCUGCUGUGUUAGUUCUUCUAACAUGCUAUGUAAAAUCAUUUCAGACACAACCGUAGAUGCCAUUAGUUACCGAGAAACCAUCAGUGUCACCACACAUGUUCCAGAAUGCAAUCACUUCACCCGAUGCAAACUACACCCAACCCAGUGCCCUGGCUCUCCUCCUGUCCACACGAAGAGAGAAGCAGGAUGGCUGAGGCAGAUGGUAAAUCCAGUGAGCUUAAUGGUGGGUCUGAGGAGCCAGAUCCAGGAGAGGACCAGCGUGGGGAGGGAGAUGCUUCCACAGCCACAGAGGAGCAGUCUGACUCUCAAGCAGCUCCCAAAAAGGCAGAAGACAGAGCUAAGGACAAGCCAAUGCCAGAUGCAGAGGGUGAGAGGGUGCCUGGCGAGGGAGAGGAGGAGGAAGACACGGACAGCGUGGACGGCAGCGGCCUCUACUCCCUGAAUGAGGAAGGGGAGCGAGAUGGUGAGGGGGGUAGAAGAGAGCGAGUGAAGGAGAGAGAUGCAGGUAAGAGGGCCGCCAGAAAGAGGAACCGCCCGAGCGGUGGCACCGCUCACCACUCCUCCAGCUCUGAAGUGGAGGAUGAGGAGGAGGAGGAGGAGGAAGAGCAAGAAGAGGAAGACGAGCAGGCCAUGGACGUGUGGCUGGGGGCGGAGCUGCGUGAUCUUGGCAAGCCAUCAUGGCGGGCGGUGCCCUCCCUGCGGUUGAGGGAGAUUGGCCGGUGCUCGCACCAGUUUGUGAGACGUGUGUGUGGCGCACGGGGGCUGGUCCAGAGGCUGGAGCUACAAGGGCGCCUGGAGAGACACACCGGCUGUGUGAACACCCUGCACUUCAACCCCUCAGGCACACGCCUGGCCUCUGGCAGUGAUGACCUACGAGUGGUGGUGUGGGACUGGGCACGUCGUCGGGCUGAGCUGGAGUUUGACAGUGGGCAUAAGAGCAAUGUCUUUCAGGCCAAGUUUCUUCCCCACAGUGGAGAUUCCACUCUGGCCAUGUGUGCCCGGGACGGUCAGAUUAGAGUGGCUGAGCUCUCUGCCAUGCAACGCUGCAAGAACACCAAGAGAGUGGCUCAGCAUAAAGGGGCAGCACACAAGCUGGCCCUGGAGCCAGACUCUCCCUGCUGUUUUCUGUCGGCUGGAGAGGAUGCCGUGGUGUUUGGCAUCGACCUUCGCCUCGACCGGCCUGCCAAUAAGCUGGUGGUGGUGAAGGAGGGGGAUAAGAAAGUGGGGUUGUAUACCAUCUUUGUGAAUCCUGUCAACACACAUCACUUUGCUGUGGGAGGGAGAGAUCAGUAUGUCAGGAUCUAUGAUCAGAGGAAGAUAAAUGAGAAUGUUAAUAAUGGCGUACUGAAGAAGUUCUGUCCAUCUCACCUGGUGUCCAGCGAGUCCAAAACUAACAUUACCUGCUUACUGUACAGUCACGAUGGAACAGAGCUCCUGACUAGUUACAAUGAUGAGGACAUCUACUUGUUUGACUCCAGCCACAGUGAUGGUGCAGAUUAUUGCAGGCGAUACAAGGGCCAUCGCAACAACGCUACAGUGAAGGGGGUUAACUUCUAUGGUCCUAGCAGUGAGUUUGUGAUCAGUGGCAGCGAUUGUGGACACAUCUACCUGUGGGACAAGGUCUCAGCUCGCAUAGUCCAGUUUAUGGAGGGAGACAGAGGAGGAGUGGUGAACUGCCUAGAGCCCCACCCUCACCUUCCAGGUCUGGCCACCAGUGGUCUGGAUCAUGAUGUUAAACUUUGGGCCCCCACUGCCGAGAACCCCACAGGGCUCAAGGGCCUCAAAGACGUGAUGAAGAAGAACAAGCGUGAGCGUGACGAGGACACUGUUCGACAUGGAGAUCAGUACGACACACAGCUCCUGUGGUUCCUCAUGAGACACAUGAGAAACAGACGGUCCCAGAGGACACGUCGGGAGGGUGCAGAGGGAGACACUGAUGAGUCAUGGAGCUCUCCAGAUUCCUCUGAUGAAGAGGAUGGAGGGCCAGACCACGUCCAGUGCAUGUCCUCCUGAGCCAAAGAGAUAUAUACAAGCCACACACACACACACACACAUACAACGGAAAGGGAGUGUGACUAGUAUAGAUAGACACAAAACCUCACUUCUAAUCAGACAGGGAGUGAUUGUAGGCAAUUGUGUUCAUGCACAGUCUGAGGGGAGGGGGCUGAUAUACUCUCAACCCUGAUUUUGUUCUAACCUGUGUUCUAGGGAGGCUGAUGAGUGCUCACAUCCUUACACAACCAGUAAGACUCAUCUACACCCACACUUAUGCUCUGCCAAGCCAGAGAACAUAAGAACUCACACACAUCUCACAAUCAGCUGUCUGUCAUCUGCAAUGGAGACGUUACCCCCCUCUCUUUCCCCUCUACUUUUCUGUUGGGGGAUUUGAAGAAAGGGGUUGAUGUACCUUCAGACCUUUUGAUCAACCCUAAAAUGUGAUUUUUUUUUUUCAAGGGCCAAACCAGAGCCCCUAACAACCUCUCUAGGGUUAGCCUCAGAACAUCUGCAUGUGGUCAAUCAGCUUAGCCUGCAGAUGGCUCAUACCUGGUGACUGCAUCCCUUAUACUCUGCUGUGUUUUUUUUCACUCUCCCUCAGCCCAAUACCUUCCAACCCCCCCCACACCUCCCAUCCUACGCUACUGAGUGCACUUUAAUCAGGGAUGUUUGGGUUUUAUAGACAAAGUGUGCGCUGGGGGGGCCAACCAUGCAUUGUUAUGAAACAUUGGCUACGUUGGCUCCCCAGAACACCUCAGUAAAGUAAAGGUGCGUUGUAAAAUGAGAGGUAUUUGACUAGUUGUUUAGUUUGGGAUAUGCACUUAGCAGGAGUGUCUUGAACAGAGCUCCAGCUGAAAGAUUCCCUUUCCUUCCAUCAACUUAACCCCCUCCCUCCUUCACACUCCUCCUGGACGAGUACCCUGACCUAAGCCUCUACCUCCCUAAAGGCCUUCCCACGCUGUACGUCAAAAUCUGUAUUUUACCAUUAUUACAUGUCACACUGUGCGAUGUUACCAAAUUAAAAUAUUGAUAUCAACCUGGCCAGAUUGUACAAUUUGCUUCAGUUUUGUCGUCACAUUCUGCGAUUGGCUAUUACAACUGCAGCAGUGUAUUUGAUCUGUGCAUGUGCCAGCACCAGCAGCGCAAGCCUCCCAAGCAUAUUCGGAGAAAAUUAAAGUAUGCAUCUUAGAAAUAGUUUUCACAUACAAACGUGUAUAUAUGUCUGAAUUCAGAAUCAAAUAGGCUUCCCAAAAAUAACAUGGUCGUUGUGGUGGAACUUUUAUUUUGAUUUGCGAUUUUUAGCAUUUAUCAAAAUCCCAUCAAGUAGCCUGGUUUCAGAUGUCAUGUAAACAAGAUAAUUAGGGAAAUCGUUCUUGCAAAGCAUGUAAAUGUUUAAAUCAAACUAUUAUAUUAAUCUGACUUAAUGUGUGCAUAAUCAGUGUCAGCCAUGUUCUUAUUAGUCGUAACACCAGCCACACAACACGUUAAAGGCCCAACAUUUCUGACACGGCUAGAACUUCUGUCGAGCCAUAGACACUGAACGACCCAAGAUGUCCGACAAUUGUUUACGACCUAAGAAUUUGACCACGAUGUGGAUAAUUUGGCUGUGAUGGCAAUAUCGUGGCAUAAGACGGCUGAAAUCAUAGUCUGUGCGAGCCUUAACCCAUCUUUCUCUGAGAGUACACGUUAUUGUGCUGGAGGGCUGCUCAGGAACACCUGAAUGGUCUCAUUGUGUACAUCCAGUACACAUACACAUACAGUACAUCCAAAAGGAUUCUCACUUUUCUGUUUGAGGAGCCCUGAAUAUACAUACAUCCACGGCUCAUGCCAGCUAGCAGUCUCUGCCAGAGUUCAUACUCCGAAAAGAAGAAGCAGGGGUUUGAUCAGUCUCUGGAGAUCAAAGCAUCUGGGUAGCAGUGCUGAUCUUGGAUCUGUUCAUAUAAUCUUAUUCAUUAAGAUCUGAAACUGAUCCUGGAUCAGCGCUCUUUGAGAUGCUUUGUGGAUACGGCCCAGAUGUAAAGACUGCUGUUUGGCUCUCUUUGAACUUUGUGGGAUUUAAGAAGCCGUUCCUCAAUCUGUAUUUGAGGCCAUCUGCCCUGUCAGACCUUCCGGGGGGACAGGAGGGAGGAUCAAUCUGCUUGCCAGUUGUUUUUGUUUGAGAGCGAUAAAGUCCAUCUUUUUCUCUUUUUGUAUGAGAUUAUAAAUGUUUGAUCAAUUCAUGUACAUAUAUUAAAACUGUAUAGAAAUAAUCUUUAGCAAUGUUUGACUUAAGAAAAUGUCAAAAUAUUGGAUUGAUAUUGAUGCAGAGGUUUAUUAUAUAUGAGGACGAAGUACUUUUAAAAUGAAGAUACGAAGAUGGCUUUAGUUUUAGUUUUUCUUCUGUAAAUGACAUCCCCAAUUGUUACAGUAUAUCGGUAGGAUUCAGUUAAACAAUGAAUCAAGUUUGGUUCCUUCUCAUUUUCAAUUUACAAUUUUCUCUCUCCCGCUCCCUGUUUUUAUUUGUUCUUGUAUAUAUAUUUAGGCUUUUGAUCAAUGAUUUAUCCCACUGCUGCCUAAUAUUGUGUUCUACCGGUUCAGUUGGAAACAUGUAUGAUUUGUGCAAUAAACAGAAGACUGUCCCUUGUUAUUUU